Molecule: messenger RNA, 892 nt
Organism: Diversispora eburnea
Lineage: Eukaryota; Fungi; Glomeromycota; Glomeromycetes; Diversisporales; Diversisporaceae
Source: the annotation of a GenBank genome assembly
GCGCUUAACACUCAUUGCGUUGACUGCUUUACUUAUAAUUACAAUGAUCAACGUAUACUCUUCAAAAAUCGCCGACUGGAUAAAUCAGAGUCUUGCUAUUGUCAAGACACUAACUGUUAUUACUAUAGCAAUUAUUGGACUCAUUGAAAUAAAAAACAGUACCAAUUGGAAUGAUGCCUUUAAAAGAACUGAUGAUUCACUAGAUGAAUUCGAUGAUCCCAAGCGAAACUUGAUCUACAACAAUACUAUUUCGGUCGGGAUCGUUGGAGUUCUAUUACUUUAUUUUGCCAAUGCAAUUUCUGGACGAGUUUUUGGGAAAAUAUUAUCAUUCUUUGUAGCAUUAUCUGCUUUUGGCACCAUGGGAUCACUAAUUUGGAGUGGUUCUCGUGUCAUUGUCACUGCUGGUCAUAGAAGUUAUUUCCCGGUGUUUUCUGACAAACUUCAAAAAAUUAGUAAACGUGGAACUCCUAUGAAUGCUUUAUUACUCCAAUUUAUUUUGGGCGCGAUUGUAAUUAUAUUAGUAGGAGGUGCCCAUCGCAAUUCAUUUCAGGUUUUGUAUUCAAUGGCGCAAUAUACUUCAUGGCUUUUCUAUGGUCUUAUAGGUAUAGGAUUAAUUCGCAUUCGACUUAUAAAUAUAAAUAACGAAAAUAAGAAAAACCAAAAGGAAUUUUGGUGGAUCGUAAUUUUUAUGUACAUUGCUUGUGCUCUGUACAUCACUGUAGUUUCAUUCGUGGGGACUAGUAAUUCUAAUAAUGUUUGUUCUAUUCCAAAAGUCUCCUAUUAUUUACCAAAUGGGAUUAGCCUUGGAUUUUUAGUUAUUGGUUUUAUAUCUUGGAUAACUCUUUAUUCUUGGCGGAAUGAUAACCUAAACCCAAACUCAACCCCGGCCUGA